AGAGGUUACUCGGACGCCCCGCCCAAACAAUACAGGCAGCAGGACAGAUUUCUGGAAACACACUGCCGCAUAUUAUGAUUUUACGAUAGACGGAUUUUAUUAAUCUACUGUAAUACUUCAAGUAGUGUUUUUCAAAUCGAGCGACGUUGAGGUAUUUUAAAACCUCACUGAGACGAUGUGAUACUUCCGGACAGCACAGUAACGAUAGUCAGUCCGUGUUAGCUACCGUUAGCAAUCAGAUGCUAAUCGAGUUACCUAACCCGUGUGACAACCCAUCAACUGGUAUAAAAAGUUGUUUUUCAUAAGCUUUUUGAGACGGUAACGUGAUGCCAAUCAGCUGUUGAACAACCAACUGACAAAGUCCGAUGUGUUUGUUGGCAACGUUGCGUGGUUUAAAAUUAAAGCUAGCCAAAGAACACUGAGUUAGCUUAGCUGCUACAAUAAACGACAACAUCCACCAAACUGGACAAAACUUUGGAAUUUGUGGGGUUUAAAUCGGGCUCGGCGGGUUCGCUGACCCCUCAGAAGAAGAUGAAGAAGCGGAAGGAGCUGAACGCCUUGAUCGGACUCGGAGACAGCAAGAGGAAGAAGACCAAGAAGGGGACAGGUCACCGGCUCCUCCGCACCGAGCCGCCGGACUCCGAGUCCGAGUCCAGCUCGGACGACGACCAGUUCAACAACAUGAGCAGCAGCGCGAGCACUGUGAAAAGAAGCUACACGCAGUGCUGCACCGUGUGCUACCCCUUGUUUCUGUUCAUCGUACUGGCCGCCUGCGUCAUGGCCUGUGCUGGACUCAUAUGGAUGCAGAUUGCGCUGAAAGAAGAUCUGGACUCACUGAAAGAAAAGCUGCAUAGCAUGGAAUCCAGUCAGAAGGUGUCAUCGAGUGAAAUACCAAAACUAAGUGAGGACCUGAAAAACAAGGACAGGAAGCUCGAGGACAUUGAAAACGGGGACAAGGGGUUGAGCAAGCUCUGGUCGAACCUCACAGAAAUGAACAGAAAGAUCAGUUUGCUGGAUUCUGCAGUGAACCAUUUAAAGACCAACUUGAAGUCAGCCGCUGACUUGGUCAGCCUCCCCACGACAGUGGAAGAGCUUCAAAAGAGUGUUGCUACUAUUGGCAGCACACUGACAAGUGUGCAGCACGAUGUGAAGACUAUGCAGGCUGCGCUCGAAAACCAGAAGAAAGAGGAAGAGUUGAAGAAGACAAUGGACAUCACAGAGCUGAGGAAAGCUGCGAGUGAGGCGAACAAGACAGAGGAGCUGCGUCACACACAGACUGACGAGCACGUCCACGUCCUCCUCUCUACGGUGGCAGAACUCCAGCAGAGAGUGUCGUCAUUAGAGAACGACUCAAAGAGAAGCUCAAAGAACGAUGACGCAGCAGGAAUCACCAGUGAAAGUCCAGCAACCGAUGCGGCGAAAGAAGCGAGUACAACCAAAGCAACACCGGGGGAUGUGCAAGAGGUAUCCACACCACUGACAGAACCUCAGACAAGCAGACGCCCACGCUUCGUAACACCAAACCGCUCUAAGAGAAACGCUGAGACGGCAUGCCCGAAGAGGGUGUUCCUGCCUGGAGUCAGUUCUCUGAAAGACUUGGAGGACAUCUUCCAGCAGGAAGGUGUUGGACGCGACUCUCCCGGAUUGGACUACCGCGGCCUGAGGAGAGUGUUUAAAAAGCCGCAUCCCAACGCUCGCACCAUGGAAUGUUUCGACAAAGACGGAGACCAGAGGUUCUCCCUGAUGGAGCUGGGAGCUGCUGUGGGUUUGUGAGCAGACCGUCACUGACGGCAGUGAACAGUCUUUGAACACCCAGCGGGGUUCUGGGAGUUUGAAGUUCCCGACCCGUUUUCUGUAAUUGCUGCACUUUUGUGAACCGAGUAUUUAUCAUACCGAUUGUGGAACAGUGGCGCUGGCAUGCCCCAUACUCACUCACUCAACCCCCCUCCUCCUCCUCCUCGGUCUAUUUCAACACAUCAUCCACAAAACAUGCGCUUCAAAUUUUUAAAUUCAUCCAAUUCAACCUGUGUGCAGAAUAGUCCGCUCUUAUUUUAGCUCAUUCCGUGGUUUACAUGAAAUAAACCGUGGGAAGUGUGAAUUAUUUUGAAUCCCAUUUUCCACCCUCAGUUCUCAGACUUGCUGUUUUUCCUGCACAUUUUAUUGAAUUUUGUUCUAUUUUGUUUCCAGUUUGUCACAUCUUGAUGUCACAUGUUUGUGUAUUUAGCUUCUCUGGAGGCUAAAUGUCUCGUUCCCCAGCCAUCAACAUCUGGAACAACUCCAUGAACUGUAUUUAUAGAACCUGAGAUAGAAUUUUAGGAACGUUUACAAAUUAUUACUAGAAACAGUUUUUUGUGAGUGGUUUGUUUUUAGUCAGACUCCUAACUUAACUGAAACACAUAAUUGAGCAUAAAGAGUGAGGAUUUCUAUCAGCUCUUCUCUCGGCUGACGUUUCAGAUUUCUUUCUGCUCAGUGUUUCUCUCUUAUUUUCAGUUAGUUGCUACAUUCUGAUUGUUUGGUUUCUGUACAUUUUAGCUUUUUGCAGCUUUCCGUUCUACACGUUUUGAAGGGCUAUGAACACUUUGAAUCAUUGUGAGGGUUUUGAAGAUGUAACUCAUGAGGCAUAUGUAGCAAUAACAAAAUGACGUAGGUAUUACUUGUUUAGAAUUGCAGUAGACAAACGAUGUGUAACAGGUAGUACAAGAAGCACUGACCAUCAAUCUCCACUUGAUUUAUUUUAUUCCAUUUUUAAUAAUGGGCUUAAUAAUGGUGUAUUUACAUAACAGAUUUGUCAUACUCAAACAUUGUUGUACUCUGUAAAAAUGGUUUAAAUGUAUUCUCAGAAAGUAUCUUGUGAAGGGGGGGGGGGGGGGGGGGGGGGGGUGGUAAAAAAAAAUCUUUACGGUCUUAAUCUUACCAUUGUAAAUUUUUUAAAUAAUUGCGUUGUAAUUUGCAUGUUGCUUAUAACGUAACAUGAACACAUUAUUUAUAUAAAGUUAACAGUUUUUGCAGGACAAUGUAACA
This is a messenger RNA of Anarrhichthys ocellatus (wolf-eel), 3021 nucleotides long. It is a transcript of the gene efcab14, whose product is annotated as EF-hand calcium binding domain 14. The record is from RefSeq and is a predicted model, not a curated record. The transcript is spliced from 9 exons. Lineage: Eukaryota; Metazoa; Chordata; Actinopteri; Perciformes; Anarhichadidae. Bases 532 to 1773 code for a protein of 413 amino acids.